This is a messenger RNA of Monopterus albus (swamp eel), 5000 nucleotides long. Its product is annotated as bone morphogenetic protein receptor type-2. Gene Ontology annotation, biological process: protein phosphorylation; vasculature development; BMP signaling pathway. The coding region runs from base 904 to 4089 and encodes 1061 amino acids. NCBI's taxonomy places the organism in Eukaryota, Metazoa, Chordata, Actinopteri, Synbranchiformes, Synbranchidae. The record is from RefSeq and is a predicted model, not a curated record. The transcript is spliced from 13 exons. Gene Ontology annotation, molecular function: ATP binding; transforming growth factor beta receptor activity. Gene Ontology annotation, cellular component: signaling receptor complex; plasma membrane.
GGAGACGAGUGGUCCAGACAAGCCUGCAAACGAGGCGUUCCCAGCCGCCCCGUCUGUCCGCCUGCCCCCCCUCCCCUCCCCCCAGCGGAGCUCCAAAUCGUCAAUGCCAAACGCUGCUGACUUCCGCGGGGAAGAUCCGAUCAAGUUACAUCUAUCUCCUCCAUCGUCUGCGGGCACUGGAGCCAUGAUCUCCGUCGAUCGCAAACCAGAAUAACUCACCAUAGUUGCAGACGACUUGUGAAUUAUUUUUGUCCCCACAACGAAGAUCGUGAAAUGAGACGGGACGCAGAAAACAAACUGGCUAGCUAUUAGGCUAACGUCUGUUAGCUUCUAUAGCAGUCAUCUUACAAUCUACCCCAGCUAAUUGGCUAAAGGUUUAUAUACCAAAGUGGCUGUUGUGUCUUAAGAAUGGGCGUUUUUUGAAAACGUACAAGUGAUAGUCUGUAAAUAGAUGAAUUAGUUGCGGGUCGGUUAUUUUUGUAAUAUUUACUUUCUGUCCGAAGUUUUGUAGCACCAGACAGUCGUGCUAACCAGCUAGCAUGUUAGCUAGCAGAUAUGGACGUUGUUUGUUGGUUAGUUGUAAAUGGCACCUCCGCCAAAUAAGUUAGCUGUUUGGUUUAUCUGUACGGACUCUGCUGGAGUCGACAAUAGGACUAACUUCACUUUGCUUGGCAGUUAACGUUAGGUAUCCCAUCACGUCAACCGACCCCAACACAACAGCGCCUCAUUUUUUUAUUCCCAUCAAUUCUCAAUGUGUUGUUCCAUGCUUGAGAGAACAGUUCGAGUAAUUGAGCUGACGUGAGAAAAGGGGGGUGAAAACAAGGUGGUGGUAGCAAAAAAAAGAAGGGGACCAGAAGAAGUAAAAACGAGACGUACAGGAGCGCCAACCACAAGAAAAAGUCGAUGUACACUGUCAUGGCUGUGGGCCGAAUCAUAAUGAAAUCACUCGCCAAAUUUGGGUUUUGCCUGAUUAUUCUCCUGACUUCUGUGGCUGCUGCACAGGGCGAGGAAAGGGAGUGUGCCUUCACAGACCAGCAGCAGCAGUGGGAGGUGGAGCGAGUAGCGGGGGGUGAAGGCCGGGUCUCCCCAGAGAAUACCACCAUCCGAUGUGCCAAGGGUAGUCACUGUUUUGGGUUGUGGGAGAAAAGUCCUCCAGGCGAAGUGAGACUUGUCAAACAAGGUUGCUGGACUCACCUGGGUGACCACCAGGGCUGCCGCGACGACCGCUGCGUGGUGACCAACCUCCCUCCGCAGAUCCAGAAUGGGACAUACCACUUCUGCUGCUGUGGCAGCGACAUGUGCAACAUCAACUUUACAGAAGACUUCCCACCGCCCAGCCCCACCACUGCACAGCCCAUCUACCCUCGCUACGAGGAGACAGUGAUUAUUGCCCUGGCAACAGUCUCCGUGUUGGCUGUGGUUGCUGUGGCAGCUUUCUUUGCUUACCGCAUGAUGCAUGGAGAUGGCAAGCAAGGCCUUCACAACCUGAAUAUGGUGGAAGCUGCUGGCUCUGAAAGCUCUCUGGACCUAGACAAUCUCAAACUGCUGGAGCUGAUUGGGCGGGGCAGAUACGGCGCCGUGUACUGUGGCUCUCUUGAUGAACGGCCUGUUGCUGUGAAGGUGUUCACUGCAACUAACCGCCAGAACUUCAUAAAUGAAUGCUCCAUCUACCGGCUACCACUGCUGGAGCAUGACAACAUCGCCCGGUUUGUGGCCGCUGAUGAGCGAACAGGCCCAGAGGGACGCAUGGAGUACCUGCUGGUCAUGGACUACUACCCACAUGGCUCUCUGAGUCACUACCUGAGCAUUCAGUCCAAUGACUGGGUCAGCAGCUGCCGGCUCGCUCACUCAGUCACCCGCGGCCUGGCGUAUCUGCACACCGAGCUCUUCAAAGGAGACUUGUACAAGCCAGCGGUUUCCCACAGGGACUUGAACAGCCGGAAUAUUCUCGUCAAGGCUGACGGCAUGUGUGUCAUUAUCGAUUUCGGCCUGUCAAUGAAGCUGACAGGAAACAGGCCGGCACGUCACGGGGAGGAGGAAAACGCUGCUAUAAGUGAGGUGGGGACAAUCCGCUACAUGGCUCCGGAGGUGCUGGAGGGCGCAGUGAACCUGAGGGACUGUGAGUCGGCACUGAAGCAGGUGGACAUGUACGCCCUGGGCCUGGUUUACUGGGAGACCUUCAUGAGAUGUACCGACCUUUUCCCUGGAGAGUCUGUGCCAGAGUACCAGAUGGCCUUUCAAGCGGAGGCAGGGAACCACCCAACGUUCGAGGACAUGCAGGUCCUGGUAUCCAGGGAGAAGCAGCGGCCCAAGUUCCCAGAAGCCUGGAAAGAAAACAGUUUGGCGGUUCGCUCCCUGAAGGAGACGAUGGAGGACUGUUGGGACCAGGAUGCAGAGGCCCGCCUCACAGCGCAGUGUGCUGAGGAACGACUGGCAGAGCUGCUGCUCAUAUGGGACCGUUCCAAAUCUGUCAGCCCAACACUCAACCCCAUGUCCACAACACUACACAAUGAGAGAAAUCGUAUGACACCAAAGUCUGGCACGUACACAGACCAUCCCUUCACCUACAUUGAAGAGCAUGAGGAUGUGGCCAAGAACUCACAGGCAGACACCAGUAGCUCUGUGAGCAGCAGAGCUGUAGCUGGGACUGUGGAGAGAAACAGGAACUCCAUAAACCAGGAGCGCCAGCAGCUAGCUAACGCUCGUCUGCCCAGCCCAGAAAGCAGCAGCACCAGCAUGGGACUGAGAGGCAGCCCUUCAGCCUCCACUACAACCACCACUGUAAUCUCUGAGUCUGAGGGACCUGCAGGGGCUGCCACAGUCCCCGUCUGCCUCCACCUGACCCAGGAAGACCUGGAAACUACCAAGCUUGACCCAAAAGAAGUGGACAAGAACCUGAAGGAGAGUUCGGAUGAGAACCUGAUGGAGCACUCACAGAAGCAGUUCUGCUCUCCAGACCCACUGAGCCCUGGCAGUUCCAGCCUACUUUAUCCACUCAUCAAGAUGGCCAGCGAGGUGUCGGGCACAUCAGACCCUGCUGCCCCCAUGCCCACUACCAUCUUCCCCCUGCCCAAGCAGCAGAACCUGCCCAAGAGGCCAUCCAGUCUGCCCCUGCGCACCAAGCCCACCAAGAAGGAGUCGUCAUCGUCUUCACUCAGGUUCAAGUUCGGACGCUCGGGAAAGUCCAAUCUGAGGCAGGUGGAGGGAACAAAGUUGAACACUGGUGCAGUGACAGGCACAAACCCAGCUGUGGAGGCUCACCGGGGCACAGGCACAAACAACCUACCUAUUCUACGAGGCACCCAUAUUAAUGGUAGCGUUAAUGGUGUAGUUCAUGCUAGCUCUGGUGUCUCAUCCAUAGCUACAGGUGGAGCAACAGGUUUCGGAGGAUCCAGCACAACUCAGAACAGGUCUGGAGCCCUGAGGUUGGACGACAGCAACCUGAGCCUCGGUGCUAUCACAACCAGCCCAGACGAACACGAGCCACUUCUGAGCCGAGAGCAAGAACAGCUCGAUCCAAGAGACACGUCAUCGAGCGUUGCCGCCCUCCGCUCAGCCCGACCCAACACCAACAACAACAACAGCAACACUGGCCAUGGCCAGGGGGAUGGAGAGAGUGAAGGAGAAAGCGACGGAGGGGAGGAGGAGGGGAACGAAGAAGCAGGAAGCAGGGAAACUACAGGUCCCCCAGGAGAAAGCCCAGCGUCUGGUGCCGCAGACCCCCAGGGCGAAGUUCCAGUCACCAUGAGAGGGGAGGCCCUGCUCAGGCAGCCUAGAACCCGCAGGCCCGAGAGACCCAACUCCCUUGACCUGUCCUUCACAACACAGGGCCUAGCCUCACUAGGGGAGGGGUUGGUACAGCCAGACGGAGCACUGGCGACAGGAGAUAAGAUCAAGAAGCGUGUCAAAACCCCAUAUUCCCUCAAGAAGUGGCGACCUACCACAUGGGUCAUCUCCACAGACAACAGGGGACCAGAGGUCAACAACAAUGGGUCCACCCAUGGUCAGGGACACAGUCAGAAGUCCAGUUCAGCUAUCUACCUGCGGGGAGGGGGCUUGGCCAGCGAGCGCAGCGACACGCAUGUGUGAACUCGGACCUUUUGACAAGACAGAGGAAACAAACAAAGCGCUUGUGUCUGGUCUGUUGGGCUUUCUCUUCUGAAUCAGCAAGAGGAAACUACAGAGUGUCUUGUGAACAAACAGUUGAGUCUGAACAUGUACAGUAAAUUAGGUCCGUCUCGCUCCUGUGUGUCUUUCUGAUGACGACAUUGCUUUAAAUGGAAUCUAGCUAUGCAGCAAUCUCAUCUGCUUCUGUUUCUCUGUUUUAUUAAUCUCCCUUUGUUAGUUUGUUUCAUGUCUCAUAGUGAUGUUCUGAAUGCCUUUUUUUUUGUAUGUGCACUUUGAACCAAUUCAAAUCAGUGUUUAGAAGUCCUGUCAGUUGCGACCACAACAAAACUGGUCUCUAAACUUAAAACGGUGAAGAAAAACAAUCAACACUUUGAGCGUUCUCGGUCUUAUACUUGCUGUAUCAAGUAACUUUAGAGUAAAAACAAAUUGAGUCUUAAAAGACAGAACAGACUACUUUGUUUUUUUUAUUUCCAUUAUUUGUAUGCAAAACCAAGUUUGUCUUUUUUUGACUGUAUAUCCAUUUUUUGUAUCAUAAUUCAAAUUGUGCAAUAGGAUGUAGGUUUUAGAUGCUUUUUAUUGUUUCCAUUAUGUUUGUCAUCAUUUUAUAAUUUUUAUAUGUUAAUCUCUGUUGCACUUAUGAAUAGUCACAAUCAUUUUAAAAGCAAUCCACUACACACUAUUACCCUCUGGAUGUGAGAAGAAAAUGGAUGACAACCCUCCUCUUUUUCCUUCCUCUCUGGACUAUCUUUAGGGGGUGCACAAAAACUAUCAAUCAAUCCCAGCAAACUGGUCAAAUAUGUUUUCAUGGAACUUCUGUGCUUGCACAUUGACACAAGGAAUGGCUCAAACUCUGGGCUCUUUAGACACUACAA